Messenger RNA from Columba livia (rock pigeon), 2401 nucleotides. Its product is annotated as olfactory receptor 6B1-like. Gene Ontology annotation, biological process: G protein-coupled receptor signaling pathway. Gene Ontology annotation, cellular component: membrane; intermediate filament. Gene Ontology annotation, molecular function: olfactory receptor activity; G protein-coupled receptor activity; structural constituent of cytoskeleton. NCBI's taxonomy places the organism in Eukaryota, Metazoa, Chordata, Aves, Columbiformes, Columbidae. The record is from RefSeq and is a predicted model, not a curated record.
AUGCCAACCACACGCCGCCACCAACAGCCGCCGAGGCUGCGCGUCGCUCCCUCCCAGCAGCUGCUGCCGCCCUUGACCGCGCAGAGCGGACACAGCGUCUGCAGCCGGCCGGGCUGGGCGAGCGUGGCCUCAGCCCCGGGUCCUGGCCCCGGCACACAAAGCGGGUGGGGCCGCAUGGCUUGUGAGGGUUGUCUCCCUCCACAAGACAUGUCCUGCUACAGCCCACGCCUGCCAGCUGCCUGCGGCCCAGUCCCGCUUGCCAACAGCUGCAACGAGCUGUGCGACAUCCAGUGCGCCGACUCCAUCGCUGCCAUCCAGCCCCCGCUGGUCCUGGUGAUGUUGCCAGGCCCAAUCCUCAGCUCCUUCCCUCAGGGCACAACUGUCCUCAGAGCGCAGCCCAGCUACUGUGGGAGUGGGCCAGGCCCCAAAAGGCAAAAGCUGGAGGCUGUUUCCUCCCCUCCCAUGUCCAGCAGGAUAAGAAGGUGCAGGCAUCAGGAGCCGCCACCGCCGGAGCAGCUGGAGCUGCAGCUGGAGCCGGAGCCAGAGCAGCAGGAGCAGGCAGCGCGAGAUCAGGAGCAGCGGCAGUGCCAGCAGCCUCAGGAGCAGCAGCAGUGUGCUGGGAUCGCUGUGGGCACCCGGCAUGGAAUGAAGAACCAAACUGCUGUCAGAGAGUUCAUUCUCCUGGGAUUUUCCUAUGGGCUGCAGGUUCAGACGUCACUUUACCUGAUCUUUCUGGCUACCUACAUGGUAACAAUCACUGAGAAUGCCAUUAUUAUCUUUGUGGUGAAAAGGAACCAUCACCUCCAAAAUCCCAUGUGUUAUUUCCUGGGGAACUUGUCCUUCCUGCAGAUUUGUUAUGUCUCAGUAACACUGCCCAGGCUUUUGCUUGGGUUCCGGUCCCAGAGCAUGACCAUCUCAUUCUCCGGCUGCAUGACCCAGUUAUACUUCUUCAUCUCCCUUAUGUGCACUGAAUGUGUCAUCUGUGACCGCUCUUUGGCUGUGUGCCAUCCCCUGCGCUAUCCAGCCAUCAGGACGCACAAGUUGUGCCUUCAGCUGUUGAUUCUCUCAUGGGCAGGAGGCUUUUCCAUCUCCUUGGUCAAGGUGUCUUUAGUUUCACAACACGUCAUGAACCACUUCUUUUGUGACAUCUCUCCCGUCCUGAGCCUUUCCUGCACUGACACGUCCCUUGCAGAGACAGUGCACUUUGUGUGAGCCUUGGUGGUCCUGCUGAUACCUCUCCUGAUCAUUGUUUUCUCCUACUGCUGUAUCCUGUCAACUAUCUUGUGUGCUUCAGUGCAGGGAAGGAGAAACGCCCUUUCCACUGGUACCUCCCAUUUGGCUGUAGUCAUGAUCGUUUUCUCGGCCACUCUCUUCAUGUACGCCAGGCCCAGGAGGAUCCAUCCGUCCAAACUCAACAAAACAGUGUCUGUCUUUUGUGCUGUGUUCACUCCAGCACUGAACCCUCUGAUCUAUUGUCUGAGGAACAAGGAGGUGAAAGAGAGUCUGAGAAAGACCACGGGCACAAGCUGCUUUGCACACCAGUAAGUUCUGAGGAUAAGGAUACGGAGGAACAUGGAGAGGAGUGACAAGUGUCCUUCUUGAAAUGUGGUUGAGUAAACCUCUACAGCUUGUUCAUCACUGACUCCGUCAUCACUGACUCAUUGCACUGAAGCCCGGCAAGGAAGAAAUGGUAUGUGGAAAUGUCUCCUUCCCAUUCGUGAGCGCUGUGACGCUGAAUAUUCUGCUACAGUAUCAAUAAAAUAAGCCAUAAUAGGACUUUGGCUGAUGGAUUAUUUCCUUUUGAAAAUCCUAAGCCCUAGAUUUAUAGUUUUCAAAACCAUGUAGGAAUAUUGGAAAUUGAAAUAAAUAACUUUGGCUUUUUCUAUGGAUAAACAAUGUUUAAUCCAAUUCCUUAACUGUAUUCCUUAAACACGUGUUCAUUAGAGCAAAAGCAAAACAGCGCAGGGUGCGCGGGGGAUUCGCUCCGCCCAACACGCACACCUUUUAACAACAAGAGCUGUGCUUAAAUACAGUGAGGUGUUCCAUAUUCACAAUGACCCCAGGAACGCCUGUACAUAUUCAUAACCUUUCCCGCUUCUCAUUACAAGGAGUCUCGGAGAAGCAUUUCCAGUCUCCUCUUUGAGCCGCCCUGUUCGCCUGCGCUGUGUCACUUGGUGGUUUUGAGGAGGGUCUUUGGGGUCUUUGGAUGAGACUUCAUAAACAAGUCUCAUAACUUUUUACCUAGAACUUAACCACCUUUCCUUUUUCCAGCUUCAGAGCCCGAGCCUCAUUUGGUUACACCUGUAAACACUGAACAUCUCAGCACGAAUCGCAGCUGCAUUUCUCGCACUGUGAAGAUAUUUGGGUGCUGAACUCCGAGCUCAGCGCUGGCGGGGUGAAG